This is a messenger RNA of Brettanomyces nanus, 306 nucleotides long. RefSeq names its product 60S ribosomal protein L36A (gene RPL36A). NCBI's taxonomy places the organism in Eukaryota, Fungi, Ascomycota, Pichiomycetes, Pichiales, Pichiaceae. The record is from RefSeq and is a predicted model, not a curated record. Gene Ontology annotation, biological process: cytoplasmic translation. Gene Ontology annotation, molecular function: structural constituent of ribosome. Gene Ontology annotation, cellular component: ribosome; cytosolic large ribosomal subunit. The transcript has 2 exons. Bases 1 to 306 code for a protein of 101 amino acids.
AUGGCUAAAUGUCUAGGAAUUGCUGUCGGUCUCAACAAGGGCCACAAGGUCGUGUCAAAGGAAGUUGCUCCAAAACCAUCGCAAAGAAAAGGUAGAGCCACCAAGAGAGCACUAUUCGUUAGAUCCUUGAUCAAGGAAGUGGCUGGAUUGUCACCUUACGAGAAAAGGAUCAUCGAUUUGAUCAGAAACUCUGGUGAAAAGAGAGCUAGAAAGUUUGCCAAGAAGAGACUUGGAUCUCAGAAGAGAGCUAAGGGUAAGGUUGACGAAAUGAGUAACAUCAUCGCCGCCGCCAGAAGACAGCAUUGA